GGCUGUCAGGAGGGGCCAGUGGCUCCUGCACUCCUGGCGCCCAGGCCGGUGGGCGCGCUCCUGGGGUUCACGUCUGUGCUGGGCUCUCGAGCGGAGUCCCGGUGUGGCCAGCGGCGGCCGUGCGGACGGUCGGUGUCGGCGGCGGGAUGUGCUCUGCCGGGGAGCUGCUGCGGGGCGGCGCCGGCGGCGGGGAGUGCGACGAGGACGGGGCGGCGCCGGCAGAGCAGGCAGAGGAGCGGGAGCCCCGGGCGAGCCCGCGGCGCAGGCGGCGGCAGGACGGGGGCGAGCAGGAUGUUGAAGAAUCACAAAACCACACUGGCGAACCCAUUGGAGAUGACUACAAAAAGAUGGGAACACUUUUUGGUGAACUGAACAAAAACCUCCUCAACAUGGGCUUCACAAGGAUGUAUUUUGGAGAACGAAUUGUGGAACCAGUAGUGGUCAUUUUCUUUUGGCUUAUGCUGUGGUUCCUUGGCCUACAAGCCCUUGGACUAGUUGCUGUUCUUUGCCUUGUCAUUAUUUAUGUACAGCAGUAAAACACUGGACAUUUGGUAGCCAUGUAUGUAAUUGAUAGAGCUAUACACUUGGGCUUUUUGAAAGCCAAAAUUGUUUAACAUAUUUCAUAUUGUGUACUGGCUGUUUUGUAAUUAAAAUUAUAAAUGAGUUUCUUUAAAAUGCAACUCUUUGUUAUAACAAGAAUGAUUAUAUAUUUUUGACUAUAUAUUACCUUAUUCAAACUCUUUUUCACUUCUAUAAUCUGACCUACUUUUAGAGACCUGCUUUCCCAUGCCAAAUCUGAACAUCACCCGACAGUGAUGGGGAAAAUAGCACAGCAUGGAGUUGCAGUGAAGUGAUAUAGGUCUUGUAAAGUUCCAGUAAAACAUUUGGAAGAAAAAGGAAACAGUAGCUAAGAAUAAGUUUCCAUUCCAUUUGGGGGAGAUAUUUGUCUCUUUGUCAUGUCUGCAUAGUCCAAAAUGAAGUAAAUGAUAGCUGGCCCAUACCACUGUAGUGCUGGGAAAAUGAAUAAUGCUAGCUGUUUCCUGAAGUCUGAAAAUAAAUAUUUAUUAUUGGCGGUGAAUUUUUGGGGUUAAAUGUAAAUUUUUAUGUGUUAUACGUGGGCCCCUAUUACGUGGUUUGUGAAGUUAGAGACGAUUCUGGUGCUCCUUUCUUUGUGUGAGUUUUUAAGGCUGCACGCCUGGCAGUGCCUGUGAUUUGUACCUAGCCAGUUGCAUGCUUUUCCUAGAGACAUUUUCAGUGCAUUUGUUUCCAAAGGUUUAUAAUUUUAUAGUUCUUUUCUAACAAUUAUUCUAAGGUUUAAAACAAUGCCUUUCCUGUCAUGGCAUAGAGUUUGUCCCCAAAAGAAUGAUUUCUGUCUUAUAAAAAGAAAAAAAGUCAGAUCAUUUUUCUUUGAUACCUGUAUUGAAGAAUACAAGAGUACAGGAUAAAAUCACAUGCUUAAAUUUAGAACUUGGUAGCCACUUGUAAUAGGAUUAAAGCCAUUGGCUAGCCAGGUUUUUAAUGUGUACUAUGGGGUUUUAUAUUGAAACAGACAUUUCUUUGUAUAUACUUUGAAAAUGAAAAAUGACUUUGAUAUUUCUGAUUUUGUUAAAGAACCUAAAAUCUGUACACUUUUGUCUAAGAGUCAUCUAUUUGAACAAAGAAAUUUAAAUACAAAAAUGGGGUGAGGGGGUAUUUUUGUUUGGCAGGGCAUUAACUAACACAAUAGGGUGUUUACCAGGCCACUUUAUAAAGUACUUACUCUUACAGUUUUAAACAUUAUUCUGUAAGAAACUCUUAAACAAAAUUAUGAAAACAUUUAGCUUGGCUUUCUAAAAUCAAUUCAUUUUGCACAAAAAAUAGAUAAAUAAGAAGGCAGAAAUACUAACAUGUAUUGUUCACCUGUGUCUUGUGCAUAAACAUAGGCCUCUAAAAUUCAGCUUUUGAAAAACAAAAGUUUGUACUAUAUCAUGUUUUUAUUGUGUUGAUAAUAUUUUUGUAAUCACCUUCCUGAGUUGAAUAUCAAUACAGGGUGUUUGGGAAAAGGUCCCCUCUAUAAACAGUAGUAUUGCAAGGUUCUGACAGAAGCCAUGAAAUUUUGCAUAUGUGCACAUAAUGCUAAUGAAUACAUUUUUCCCAAGUGUUACCAGAAAGGCUAAUUCGCUUUCGGAAUGCAAAAUAAAAGAUGCAGUGUGCAUAAUAGCAGCUCUGAUUCUGCCAGGGCUGCUUGUUGUAAAUGCUUUAAAAGAAGACCCAGUGUUUAUUAUACAAUACCUCCCCAUCAACACUAUGUAUGUGCACACUGUUGUAAAUGGGUAUGUUUUAUGAAGAAAUCGGGGGCAUUUGCUGCUAUCACCUCUACAUACACUAUGGAUUAAUGUAGUAUGCCAUCACACCUUGAUAGAAAAUAUUUUCUCUUGUUCAACAUGUUAGAACACAUAUUAUACUGUUAUCCUGAAGUAAAACAUAAUUUCUUUGGGUAGUGGUAUAAAAAAUAGAUUCAAAAUAAUUUCUAUUUUAAUUGUGAUAGCAAGAUUCCUUCUAAGCCAAGAAAUAGCAGUUAAAUGCUAAGGUCCUUGAACUGCUGGUGUGCACAGCGUCCAUACUGUUAGGAAGGAAAAGUUGGGAGCUAACACCAACUGACCACACAUCAGUAGAUCCAUUCUCUUUGAAUUGAACAUAUUUUGCACAACUUAUUUCCUUGUGUUAAGCUGCCAUUCUAGUCAGAACAGAGUGCAUUUGUACACAGGAGCCACUCUCAUUGUCUGACAAGAGUCUACACUAUAUGUUUUCCUGCCUUCAGUGACAUCAAGUUGGUAGAUUAAAUUGGCUCUGUGAUGAGAAUGUUUACAUCAUAAAAUCUGGCAAGCACUACAAAGAAGGACUUUUUUUUUUGUUUUUCCUAGAGAGCCAGUUGUUAAAAACCUCAGCAUAUUCUCACUCAGCCACCCUGGAGACCACAUUUCCAUGGCUACCACAGUCUUCAAAGAAAAGAAGAUAACACGUGUUGUGAAGCAAGAGAAGUCCAUGCAGUAUGUCCCCACAUACCCAGCCAGAGUCACUUCUUUUCCAUGUGGUGGCUGGGCCAUGGUUGUCUUUGAAGUAUGUGUUUGAACAUUUUGAUUAGAGAAAAUAUGUCUGGUCUGUCAGUGAGCUGCAGACCCACAAAGGACGAGCCAGGAGACCAGGAAAAUGAGACAAGACUUAAGGCACCACAAUUUUUGGUUUAAGUAAAGGACAGUUGUAAUUUAGAAUCUUAAAAAUAGUCAAAUCCAGGCAGUGAGAAAUUCAGAGAUCUUUGACUUAUAGCUUCUAUUUAAGCUGUUUCACAAAUGUUUGUUGAUUACAGAUUAUUGAAACUGCUUUCGCCUUACAAAGUGAACAAAAUGGAAAAAAUCAAAUUAUGCUUCCGGACUUGUUAAAACUGUAGUAAAUACUUGGCCAGGACAAAUGUACAAAUUAAAGAAUACCCAGAUCAA
Messenger RNA from Mesocricetus auratus (golden hamster), 3476 nucleotides. RefSeq names its product family with sequence similarity 241 member A (gene Fam241a). The transcript is spliced from 2 exons. Gene Ontology annotation, cellular component: intracellular membrane-bounded organelle. The record is from RefSeq and is a predicted model, not a curated record. The coding region runs from base 147 to 536 and encodes 129 amino acids. NCBI's taxonomy places the organism in Eukaryota, Metazoa, Chordata, Mammalia, Rodentia, Cricetidae.